AUGGCACUGUCUCUCAAGAGAUCUUCCACUACUUCUGAUUCUUCAAUCAGAAAGAAACUCUGUCCUAACACGAAUUAUGGUCGCUCUGCGUCUAUUUCCUUAGCGCAGCUAUCGUCUCCGGUAUGUCAGUCCAAACCUAUGAAAAAACGUUUGAGUAGCUUGCCUGUUGAAUCGUCGUCGUCCGAAGCUGAAGACGAGGAGGACGAUGAUUGUCCUAGACCCAAAGCAGGAGUUUUCCGUCUUGGUUCUAUGGAUUUAUCACUCUCUCCUGCAUUUGCAAAAUACAGCCAAGAAGAUGAUUACGACGAAGAGGAUGAUGAUAGCAAUGUUAUGGUGUCCAAACCAAUUGGGCAUCGUGCUACCAAUAAACACAGUUUCUCUCUGUUAACCAAUGAACGGGAAAAUCCAAACUCUGACAUUUCAUCUCUCAAUAGGAUGAAAAGAGCGUCCUUCAAUACAUCUCCGCCAAAGCUUACCGAUCUUAGCUUUUUAUCAACUUCUAGCGGCCACAGUUCUAGAUCUAGACACUGCGUCCCAGAGUCUGAUGUCACCGCUAGAUCUAGGUGUUUUGACUAUUUGAUUGGUGCUAUUGAUGAAGCUUGGGCUAGAUAUUGUGAUGCAACUUCUAACACAGAAGAUCAAGUAUAUGGAUUUUCCAAGUCAUCACACCACCAACAGCAUCAGCGAACUCGAAGUUUGAGCACUAAUUCUGCACAGCAGAUACUGCCCAACACUCCUAACUCUAUAUUUUCUUCUGACGAAGAGGAUGUGGAAGCUGAGAACAAUGACGAGGAUAACGGUGAUUUGACGGACAUCACUGAUUAUGAAAGUGAUAACAACAGAAUAUCCGAAAAACCCUCUAACUUGAGACUGCAAGACUUGAAGGAUAAAUUGAUCAAGUCAAAGUAUCAUCUUCAAGAUUUUGUGGAAUCAAACAAUAUUGACGACAGUCUUAGUUUCUGGAAAAGAUGGGAUCUUAUCAAGUAUUCCACUAUCGAAUUGGUAGAGGAUGACGACAAUGACGAUGUCGUUGGAGAUACUAUCAUCGAAGAACUUGAGGCUGGUCGUUUUGAAGGAUCUUUUUAG
This is a messenger RNA of Komagataella phaffii GS115, 1086 nucleotides long. RefSeq lists its product as hypothetical. The transcript has a single exon. Lineage: Eukaryota; Fungi; Ascomycota; Pichiomycetes; Pichiales; Pichiaceae. The record is from RefSeq and is a predicted model, not a curated record. Bases 1 to 1086 code for a protein of 361 amino acids.